This is a messenger RNA of Torulaspora delbrueckii, 1521 nucleotides long. RefSeq names its product DNA-binding transcription factor CRZ1 (gene CRZ1). Lineage: Eukaryota; Fungi; Ascomycota; Saccharomycetes; Saccharomycetales; Saccharomycetaceae. The transcript has a single exon. Gene Ontology annotation, biological process: regulation of transcription by RNA polymerase II. The coding region runs from base 1 to 1521 and encodes 506 amino acids. The record is from RefSeq and is a predicted model, not a curated record. Gene Ontology annotation, molecular function: RNA polymerase II cis-regulatory region sequence-specific DNA binding; DNA-binding transcription factor activity, RNA polymerase II-specific.
AUGUCGAACGCACACGGGGAUAUCGCCGCUAAUGACCCCGAUAAGGGCGGUGAAAGCCAUGAAGGACUGGGAAGGAAUGGCAGAAAGAAGCUAGAGGUCAAUAUACCAGACCUCUCGAGUUUUGGGUUUGAAAUGGGAUCUCAGGACGAUUACAUGAAGGAAUAUUCACAAUCAGGUGAUGGACAAACGGUAUUCAGGCGUCAACUGGAUGCUGGAAAUGAAGUUUUGUUUUCUCCGUCUUCUAGUUCAUCGCAGAGACAGGUUGUGACUCCCACUCUGAAAGUAGAGCACCAUGAUGACGACGUCUGGGCUAAUUUAAUGGCAUCCUCUUCGGUCAACGUCGAAGAGUUGAAAGCUCAAUCAAAUUCACAACAAAGGAGCUUCUUGAAUAUUUUACCGACAGAUCACGAUGCUGGGGACCCUUACAAGAGUGACUUAGAAGCCGAAUAUGCUUCACCAAGUUACCAUACGCCAGGGGUAUAUGCACCCGACCCGGCAAUCUCCCCGGCGAUGUCCUAUUUAACCACUGGUGAUGACGAGCUUGAUGAUUUGCUUAGUGUGCAUUCAGGGACCAGUGCGCAGUCCAUAGCGCUACCGAUGAGUGCUAGUGGAUAUAAACAUGUUACGAAUGUUGACGAAUUAGAUGAUUUGCUGGCCCAAUCAAGUGGUCAGUUUGAUGAUGAACUUAACGAGUAUGUUCCAGCUAGUAACAAAUUUCAGCAGAGCCCAUCACAACUACCACCUGUAAUAUCUGUUCAAGAGUUUCAAGAACAGCCCUCUACGAAUUUUGGUGGUCCAAUGUCAUCUCCGACUUUAGAUGAACAAUCGUUCCAGGAGGCUGCACAACGGCUAGACGCAACUUUGCUCUGCCCCAAAGAUACAGAUACAAGUCAUGAAGAGAUGCGAAACGGACGAAUUGCAAGAAGAAGGGCGUCACAUGGCUCAAGAGCUUCUUCCAGAUCAUCAGUACGAAGUCGUAGCAUGUCGCCAGAUGAGAAAGCUCGCUCCUUGAGUGAGGAUAGUGCUAGGCUAUUGCUGAUGGCAGAUUUGCAACCAAAUACGCCAAAAGAAUAUGCCAAGAGUGAAAGCGUAAGCCCUUUGGGUGAUGGCGAGACUUUACAAAACCUAUCCGGGAAUACAAAGAGGCGACUGUCUCAAAAGAACCCUGCCAUGUUUGCUUGUGAACUAUGCGAUAAGCGUUUCACAAGACCGUACAAUCUGAAAUCUCACCUCCGAACGCACACUAACGAAAGACCAUUCAUCUGUUCAAGCUGUGGCAAGGCGUUCGCAAGGCAGCACGAUAGAAAGAGACAUGAAGAUCUGCAUACGGGUAAGAAAAGGUAUGUCUGCGGUGGUCAUUUGAAAGAUGGCACCGCUUGGGGAUGUGGUAAGAAAUUCGCUAGGAGUGAUGCUCUAGGUAGACAUUUCAAGACCGAAAGCGGAAGAAAAUGCAUCCUUCCACUGUAUGAGGAGGCUUCAAGAGAGAAGAGACCUCUAGAUUUAAAAGAUCUAACUGAAUAG